Messenger RNA from Histoplasma capsulatum G186AR, 915 nucleotides. RefSeq lists its product as uncharacterized. NCBI's taxonomy places the organism in Eukaryota, Fungi, Ascomycota, Eurotiomycetes, Onygenales, Ajellomycetaceae. The record is from RefSeq and is a predicted model, not a curated record. Bases 1 to 915 code for a protein of 304 amino acids. The transcript is spliced from 4 exons.
AUGACAAAUAAUAGUUGGCAGUCGUUUCGGCAUAUGGGAAGUUGCGCUGAUGGGGGCAUUGACAAGAAAGCCGCUUGGGAAGGCUUCUCUCCCUGUUUGCCUACAUGGAUAUCUUUGAUACAAACAGCCCAGCCGGAUUACCCACCAGGGUUUUCUUGCUCUCAAAAUCCUCCUAGGCUUGCCGCUAAAUUGUCCACAGUUUGGCAUCCGAGUCCAAGGAUGACAAGCCUACCUCCGUGGGCCCCUCUUGGCCUAUCCCCGCUCUUCCCUCGCCGGUGUCGAGCUGAAUCCCCCAGGGUUUCCAAUUGUGUCGCUAAGGGGAGGGGAGCCAAGGGGGAAAAAAGUGUCAUUCCAACGAAACAGCGAAUCACGAGGCCGAACAAGAAACACCCCACAAUCCACUUUUUCCUAGGAAGUCGACAGCUUCUCCGAGACUCCAUCUGUUUGGCGCCAGCAAAAUACAAUGUUCUUCGCUCUCUUCCACAACGUUGGCUAGUUUCCAUCAUCAAUUCCAGUUUUCCAGAAGGCGAUUUCACUUUGGUUCCUUGGCGAAGCCUUAAGAGCAUCCAUCACAGGGGCCAUGCACGGAGCAUUAGUUAUGAAAUGCUUUUUCAGACGUGGAAAAAAUAUCCGAUCAGACGCACCUUGGAUCUACGUCAUUUGGCUUUUUUCCCCCGUGUCCCAAUAGAAUUUUUGCAAAAAGGCUUUGGAAACAGAUACCCGAAACAAUAUCAGCAACAGCAGCCACCGGAAGCACCAGCUUACAAGCUUUCCAGUAGUCAUCCGCUACACAGUCACAGCUCCCCAAGUGCCCUACCCCUUAAACAUAACCUCCAGGGUGUCGGCUCUGACGAUUUUGGGUUGGAAUUUAAUGCCGUUCCGAAUCUUCACGAUUUUAUAUCUACUCCACAGUAG